AAGUGUAAAUUUUGAAUAAAGUGGCAGCAUUUAAAGUGCAGUGUUGGGMAGCAUAAACUUUUUGAUUGAUUGCAUAAAAAACAAUACACAAAAUGAUUGCUUAAAAACAGGAGAAAAAUCGGUACUAAUGCAUGCUUAUAAGAAAUUAAUUAAUUUUGGCUAAAAUUUAUUCGCAAAUCCGUUGAAAAUGUGUGCGGGUUGAGGGGUGAAUUUUGAUAUUGAGAAGUGUAUUUUAAUAAUCGAAAAAAGUAAAAUUAAAUAAAAUAAAUAAAUAAAAAAAAAGUGUGGAGAAAUUGUGUUAAUUAAAAAAAAAUUGCGUACAAAAUAUGCUGUGCAACAACUGGGCCUCAGCAGGUUGCUAGCAUAACUCCAAAAUAAAGGCCAACGUGCAACAAGUGGCAAGAUGUCUGCAGCGUGCAACAAAACUCACUUGCGCCUAAAAUUAWUAUGCAAAAUGCGAAAUAAACCAAGCAGUGUGUGAAAAUUUCGAAUCCGUUAUAUUAUUAGAAAAUCCAGUUAAGCAAAUAGUUGUAUGUGUGUAGUGCGGAAUUAAGCAUAAGUGUCAUUGAAACAAUGUCUGCCAAUUUAAAGACAAACAUAACAACAGACAGCGCAAAUAACAAGGCCAACACUACUGCCAASAACAGCACGCCMCACAACARCAACAAUAGCAGUAGCGCUAGCGCAACUCCARCARGCARUAAAUUAGAAAUUACAACAACAAAUAGCCACAACAACAACACUGCCAUAAAAAAUACCUCAACAGCAGCCGACACAAGCGCUGCAACGCAGCCAGCUGAAGCCACCACCAACGUUGCGCCGUCACUUUCGCUCUUCGAUCAGCUCAAGAAUAGCGCCAAUCUCAAUAAUAUCAAAUGCGGCAACAACAACAACAACAUCGACGAUAGUAAACUUAAAGCAGCGCGGAAUCUCACCGAUUGGCGUAGAUUGGCCGAGGAUGAUAGCAGCAACAAUAGCGCGUCCAGUUGYAGCAGCAGCAGUGGCAGCGAUAGCAGCAUUUGCAACGCCGGCGGCGCAGCAGCGAGUAAUGGCCUGCACGAGCGCACGUUUAUAGACUCUUUCCAGCAGCAGUUUGUAGCCGCUGUUUUAGGCACAGCCAGCAGCAACAAUAGCAACAGCAGUUCAUUAAAGACAAUCAAAAAAGUUACGACACCAGUCACUGCCAAAUUGGACCAUGCCACAGCGAGCAACAGCAAUUGCAACAGUGUUAGUGUUAGUGUAAGCAAAAUGCAUGGGAAAGAACUCGAAAAKACGCCUGCCGCAAAGGAGCUUGCGCUGGCAACMAUUGCCGGUGACAGAAAAGAUGAAAAAGUUGCGGAGGCAUGCAACAACAUUUUAGAUCUCACUUUACAACCCGCCRCCAAACGUAAUAUGUGCUUAAGGGCGCCGGCCAACAAAGGCARGGGUGAAAUGAAGGCCACAGCCACUGCCACAGCGGCAGCUGCAUUAUGUAAGAGCAGYGUGGACAAGUUAAGCGGCAACACCGCCAACAGCCCGUGUGGCAGCAAGGCUGAUGCGCGUGUUGACAGCAAGUUAUGCAACACAACCGCAAACGCYUGCAAUGCCGUUAAUCAGGCGGGUAACAGUGAGAGCGAAAGUGCCAGAAAGCAUGGCAACAACAAAAGCAAUAGCAAUGGCAGCGAACACAAUAGACUGAGCCACGGCAAUGCUAAUUGCGUGUCAACAACGCUGACCGGCGCGAGUCAGCAACAGCAAACACAACAACAACAAAAACAGCACCAAAAGCAAAUAAAAUUCCCCAUGCCCACACUGCCACCGCCCUCAGCGGCGGUGAGUGCCGCAGGCAAGCCCGUUGUCGAUAGUAAAWGCCGCAAAAGCAAUAACAAUACAGCAACAACAACUGCAACGGCURGCAGUGUCGGCAUUGUGCGUGGCACUAAGCGCGCAGCCGGUGCCACAACAGAGGCUGAUGCAGCUGCMACAACGUCUUUGAAUAGCUUCACUACACCGGCCUCGGUGGCACCGCUAACGGCGCAUUACUUUGCGCUAACCAAGCGACADAAGCAGGCGUCUACGGCCACAACAACAAUGAACAAUUCCGCACAUUUCUCCACCGGUUUGCUAAGUGAUCAACAACAAAAACAAUAUAUGGACAAUUUACGCGCUUUACUCGACUCGGAUCAACUAAGUUCGGUUUACGCGCGUAACCAGAGCGGCAGCGAUCUCAAGUCUGUCGUCUACUCAGCGCUCACGAGCGCUUUAUGCGGCGGUAACAGUGCUACGGCCACAGCGGCUAGCAAGCUGCUGGCAGCCGCUAAUCAGGCGAAGAAGAAACGCAAGAAGAAACGCUGCACGGACCGGUGUGACUCAUCGGAAUCUUCAGACAGUGGUGUCGUGAUAUCACUUAGCAGCACGGACUCUAGUACUGGUUGCAGCGAAGAUGCUUCGGAGCCGGGGUCGCCAUUUAGUCAAAACUCAAUAAUAGGUGACGAACAGCAAAGCAACUCGCCCGCCAAGGCCAAUAAAAGCAGCGUUGAAAAUCAUACAAUCAUGCCGCCACAGACUACAAUACUUGCUGUGGCGAAUAAUAGUACCAACAGCGGACAGGCUACCAGUAAUAGUGCGAAUGGAUCGACCAGCGGCGCUAGCGGUUACACACAAACUGUCACAGGAACAAAUAGCAAUAACAGCAACAACACUGCCAAAUUAAAACAAAUUCAGCAACAACAACAAAAGAACAAUAACACUGCCACUGUCCGCCAUGGACUCCCUACUCUUCAAUGGCCGUGGAACGUACCGGCAAGUAGUAGUACUGCACACACCACAAGCACAUCUACAUCCAUACAAAACAGCAAGAAACGCGGUGCCGUUAGUGCGAACACUGCAGACAAUAGCUCAGGUAAAAAGGCACGAAACACAAGUGCAGAUAGUACAACAAAUGGUGCAACAGCAGCGUCAACUGGCAACGUAUCUGCAGCCAGCGCUGCAAAAAGACUGAAAGCGGCGGCAUUGGAGGAGUCGCAAACAAAAAUCACUGGUUACUUCAAGUCUCAAAUGAAGUCGCAAAUUCAUCAAAGUAACUUAACAAAGCGCAAUAUGGAAUCUGUACUGAUUGCCACAUGCAGUUCAUCAAGCUCGGGUCUCAACACAACUUCGCUUACGAUGAGUGCGCCGGCCACCACAGCAUCACUAAAUAAAUAUUUCAACAUUUUAGAACAGUUAAAGGAAAAUAGCCAUAAUAACGGCAGCGGAAGUAGCAACAACAGUAACAUUACUGUUUCAAAGCCAACGCUAGUUGCAUCAUCAUCAUCAUCAUCCAUAAAUAGUAAUAUAAUAGCUGCAGCACCACCUACGCCGACCUCCAUCGCUCCAGCCGCUUCCACAUAUGUUACACCAGCGUCCGGAUCAGGUGGCGUCGUUGCACUGACUUCCGCUACUGCCAUGUCCUCUAUGCCUGUGCCUGCUUUGAAGAAAAUCGAACGCAGCAAACCGACCAAAAUAGCGCAGGUCGCACCGAAUUUACGGAAAACCCCUUCCGCUUCGGGCAACUACACUGGUGCAACUGGCAAAUCUCCAGCUAAGAAACAUGUCGCUAUAGCGCCGAGGACGCCCGAAAUGAAGCAACAACAAAUGCAGCAGCAGCAACAGCAGGCGGCAGCGAAAGCCGAAGCCGCUGCAGCCAAGCAAACAAGCGCAGCGACAAGCACACAACAGUCCCAAACUGCAACGCAAGUGAGUGCCAACCCGCCAGCAGUCCUUCUUACUGCGAUACGUUUACCUACACAAACUACAACGGCACCAACACCGACGGCGUCCACGCAACUGAAACAAACUGUAACACCACCGAAAUUAACACCGGUCGCAACAGCCACUGCGACCACCACAACCGCCGCACCCGCCACCGGACAAACGCUUUAUCAACUGCCCGCAGUUCAACUACCGAAUUUAGUGCAACUGCCGCAGUUGUUGGCCGCCACCAAUGGUGCCAAUAUCAUGCAGUUGAACAACGUUGCCACGGCCACUAAAAACGCCAACCCUUCAGCGUCCGCCGCAGCCGCAGCUACAUCUGCGCAGGCAGCUCAAGCUGCAGCCGCGCAAUAUUUCCUCAAUGGCACCGUCUUCAAACUGCAGCAAUUCACAACCGCGACUACCACGACGGCAACGUCCGCCGUAGCUGCCGCCAGUGCCGCCGCAACUGCAAAUCCAUUCAACCUGAUGACUGCCGCAGACCUGCAAGAAAUACUCAUUAAGCAACAGCAACAGCUUCAACAACAGCAACAACUGCAAUUGCAACAACAACAGAAAGCGGCUGCAGUAGCUGCAGCAGCAGCAGCGUCAGCCACUGCCCAAGCUACCAAUACUAGUUUCCAAGAGAUCUUCCAGCAGCAAAUUGCCGCUGCUAUUGCGGCAAAUCAGCAGCAACAACAACAGCAGCAGUUUCAACAGUUGCAACGCUUGGGCGCCGCCGCUGCACAGCCGGUAUUCAUGGCCACUCCAGCAGGCCUACUAUUGAACGCCGCUUCACUGCCGGCUAUGCUGGCACAAGCAGCCGCCGCUUUGGCUGUCAAUAACAAUCAGCAGCAACAGCAAAAACAAAUGCAAAUGCAGCAGCCCCAUCCACAGCAGCUGCCGGCUCUGCAGCCAAUACAACCAAGCGCCUUGCCUGCGCUAAGUUCCAUUUUCGCUGGUGCAGCGCAGCAGCAACAACAACAGCAGCAGCAGCCUCACACCUCCCACGACCAGCAUACUGACUUCCAGCAGCAGCAGCAACAAUUGCUUGCGUUUCUGCAACAACAACAGCAGCAGCAGCCUCACACCUCCCACGACCAGCAUACUGACUUCCAGCAGCAGCAGCAACAAUUGCUUGCGUUUCUGCAACAACAACAGCAGCAGCAACCACAAUUCAUAACAACAAGCCAGCCACCUCCGUUAUCUGCUGUCAAUUCGACUUCGCCGCAAACUGCAACUGCCGCUGCCACUCUAACGCCACUGCCAAUAAAUGCGUCUUCAAACGCGACUCCUGCAAAUAACGCCAACACUGCCAAACUGGCCAUCGUAAAAGCGACCACUGCCUCCACGCAACCGCAACAGUUUGCCGCGCUCAAUUCGCAACCGCCACCAUUAGUCACCAUUUCACACGGCAAAGCACGCGCGACUGCAAUAGCACCGGCCACUGCCAUCAGCGCGACCUCCAAUGCUAAUGCUACGUCGAGUAAACCGGCCGCACUGGCGAAGCCAUAUCAAAAGCGCAUGCCGAAGGUAGCGCCAGCGCCCGUGCCCGUAGCGCCAGCACCGAGCAAACCCGCGCUGACGAGCGCCAAAGCGAAAAUCUCCACUGGCUGCAAAAUCAUUGCCACACCCACCACGCCGCCGCCACUAGUGCCCGCGCUCAGCAGCAAUAACAGUAGUGGUAUUAGCAGCGUGGCCUCCGCACCCAACAGCCGUGCCGCUCCAGUGGCGAAGCAACUGCUACCGACCAGUGGACUGCCUACGCCCGCGCUCAUCAGCAUUGCACCCGCACCUGCGACAAUCACAACAACCACCACUGCCGCACCUAGUGCAGCGGCUGUGCCGAGUGCCAUGAAAAUAACUGCUUUGCCGCCACUUGCGCCCAAACUAACGCCGGUCGCCGCAUCAAUAACAACAACAGCUGUGUCAUCCACCGCGAUAACGGCAACUGCAGCGAAGGCGAUCGUUGCGAGCGCUGCCGUCACAGCGACAACAACCACAACAUCUACUCCAGAUCUCUUCGAUUUAGUAAAGAAUUCGAAUGGCGCCAUCACUAUAUCAGCACCAACUACCAUUAGUAACACCAAUAACAACAAAUGUCACAACAAUACAUUCAAUAAGUGCGCAGCGCUACUGCCAUCAUUCUACAACUCAUCGCUGUCAUCAUAUUCAUCUGCAUCAUCGCCCUCGCUCUGCUCCUCCACGCAUACCGUCUCCAGCGAUGGUUUUUGCUCCAAGAUCAAAGAGGAGCCGCUGGACGAAGUGGCCAAUGCUCCCUCAGCCAACACUUCGGAUAGUGGUAUCAAAUUGGAGAGUUUCAAUGCGUCCACACAUAGCCAAAUGCUAUCGGCAGAUAUUAAGGUCGAACUAAUGGAGGACACUACCAAAAUGUAUCCGUCAACCGUCAAUAGUAUUUCGACCGGCAUUGGCAAUAGUAUCACGCAUGCGAAUGAUUACUCAUCGUAUUCCUUCAGCUCACACUCGAAUUCGGUCUCCUCGGCUGCUGAUCUUUCACUAGAAGCAUCUACCCCACCGUCGCUCUCUUCCCUGUCCGCCUCAUGCUCAUCCGCACCCUCGCCGGUACCGUCAUCAUCGGUGGGCGCAUCACCGCGUAAUUCCCCGCCGCCAUUGCCGCCAACACAGCCAUGCGAAUCCAAUUCAGCUUCCCUAAGCUCGGAAUCCUCCGCUUCGUGUGUCACGGCCGCUACCGGCAGGGAUAUGCUCAGCGAGAUGGUUACAUCGUCAUGCAUAUCAUCUAAUCUCGCUUCGGAAAUGUCGAAUUCGGCUGAUGGCUCGACCACACACGCGAAGUCACUAACGUCCGGCCUCGAGGACGUCGAGAAAGAUGCCAGCGCGGACGAGGAGAGCAGCGAAAAGCGUGACUUGCCCACACCCGAGUCCGGCAUAGGUGGCAGUUUGACGGCUAGUGAAAGCAGCGAAUCCAUCGUGAGCACAAUUUCCAACAACAGCAGUAAAGCUGAAAUUAUCGCCAACAUUAUCAAUUCAAUCGACUCCAAUUCACCGCCACCCACGCCACUCUCUACGAUUAGUGCUGGCAGCGCAGAAAGCGGCAGCCACAUUAGCCACACCAUUGCUGACCUAAAUUCCAAUAGCAGCAAUGCAGCAACGCCAAUCUCAUCAUCAUCACCAGCUAACAGUGUUGAUUUAAACACCAAUUCUACCUCCAAUAGUGCCGUACCCUCAGCACCGAGUUUGCCGAAUAUCAGCGAUAACAGCAAUUCGAAUAGCUGCACAAGCAGCAGCAGCAACAGCAGUGUUAGCGGCGAGCCACAAUCGAGCAGCAGCAGCAAUUGCUUCAACUCAACACUGACGCUCAUCGACACCAAGCUCGCGGAGUGCGCAAGUGAAGCACUGCCCAAGUGCGCCAUCUCGCCCAUACUCUCGCAGCCGAAAACUAUACGCUUCCCAGCAGAGACUGGUGGUUUUCGGUAUGGUCCUAAAGGUGCUAAACGCCACGACGGCGUCUGCUACUGGAAUAAAUGCAAUAAGAAGCAUGAUAGCUGCUCCAAAUUGUUGGAUCAUAUGCAGACGCUGCACGUAAAUACGCAAACAGGACCGUUUUCUUGCCUCUGGGUCGGUUGCAAGGUGUACAAUAAGGAAUCGUGCUCGCGUCGCUGGUUGGAACGACACGUGCUAUCACAUGGCGGCUCGAAGCAAUUCAAGUGUAUUGUCGAAGGUUGCGGCUUGCGUUUCGGUUCACAGCUGGCUCUUCAAAAACACGUAAACAAUCAUUUUACGGCCACCGAAAAUAAGGAGAGCUCCAAUAAGCGUACUUCGGAUCCGCCAGUGCCCAAGCAGCUGCGUAAGAAUGGCAAAAAGCUGCGCUAUCGACGUCAACCAUUUUCAGCGCGCAUGUUCGACUUCUUUGACUCCGGCAUAAUGGAGGGUCUUCAACAUCGUCUGCGACAAAUAAGCGUGCUUUCAACGAGCUCCAACACAAUAACAUUUCAGGGUCAGUGCAUGAUGCGCCGCAAAACACAGCAAGGCAGUUACGAGAGCUUUAUUCGUUGGUCACCGCGUGAAAUCAUUUCCGACGAGUGGGUGCCGGCUUGCGACGGACCUUACACGAAAACAGUUAACAUUAAACGUAUGCGUCCCGCGGAGAAGAUAAAGGUUGAGAGCCUACUCAUGACCGCUUACAAAAUGCCAUAUUCGCCAAAUCUGUUCGACGACGCCAGCGAUGAAGAUGACGAUGAUGAUGAGGAGGCCUCCGAUGAUGGCGAUGAAGAUGAUGAAAAUAUUGAUGGCGAUGACACCACCGAAUUGGCGACUUUAGUGGAAACGGUGCGCAGCUCACAACAGCAGAGCGCGCUUACAAUUUCCCGUAAGCAAAUGCAGCAACGUCGUAAGCAUCCACGUAAGCCGCUGAAACGCGCGCAUUUGGAUAAACCAUUGAACGUUUAACUCGCUGAAGUUACUCGCCGUGACAAGCGCCAGCGCUGCUCAAUGAUCUCCUACUAAGAAUUAGGCAAUGUUUGUGGCAAAUGAAAAGUCUGCAAUAUAUGAGUUAAGUGUUUAAUUUGUUAAGUCUCGUGGACAACAAGUAAACAACAACAAUAAGAACAAAAACAGCGCAUACUACGCAGCAGUCAUACAUAAUUCAGCAUCUAGUAAUUAGUAUUUUUUGUUAAAAUUAAUUAUAAAUCAAAGAUGGCAGCGCAUAUACAUACAUACAUAUGUAUGUGUAGUAUAUAUAUAAAUUAUAUUUUUUUAUACUUCCGUUUGUAAAUGUCUUAGAAGAGAGUAGUUUGCAUAAGCUUACAAAACGCACUUUAUGUAAAUAAAAUAUUUAGUGUAUUACAUAAUAAGCAUAUAUUUAUUUGUAAGAGAAUUUAGCGUAGACAUUAUUUUUUACGAAUAAUACAUUUAUAAGCGACUUAAAAAC
This is a messenger RNA of Bactrocera latifrons, 8617 nucleotides long. It is a transcript of the gene jing, whose product is annotated as zinc finger protein jing. Gene Ontology annotation, biological process: regulation of transcription by RNA polymerase II. Gene Ontology annotation, cellular component: ESC/E(Z) complex. Lineage: Eukaryota; Metazoa; Arthropoda; Insecta; Diptera; Tephritidae. The record is from RefSeq and is a predicted model, not a curated record.